Molecule: messenger RNA, 1804 nt
Organism: Branchiostoma floridae (Florida lancelet)
Lineage: Eukaryota; Metazoa; Chordata; Leptocardii; Amphioxiformes; Branchiostomatidae
Product: neural cell adhesion molecule 2-like
Exons: 6
Coding region: 308-1264 (318 amino acids)
Biological process (GO): heterophilic cell-cell adhesion
Cellular component (GO): cell surface
Source: RefSeq, a predicted model, not a curated record
UCCUCUCUUUCCCUCUUUCAUGAAGGAUGGCGAUCGAUUAAAUCUCUCAUCUUGUUUUUGCAACAAAGAGGAGAAACGUGACGAACGAGGCCUCAAACGAGAGGUGAAGACGGAACAGGAUCCUAACCUGAGUAGAUACGAUGGUGAUGAUGUGAUGAUUCCAGCCCGGACGUCCUUUGUUAGAGUGAACACUGUCCCGGACAGUCGGUGUGCUCGACUUUAAACAUCUGCAAACCAUGUCGUCAGAGUAAGACGACUUUUGGAAGUUCUGAAAUUAUUACCUCAUUGAGAUUUUUUCGUAGACUUGAUGAUGUUUUCCUUAGAUUCUCUUAAAUGUGUCGCUAUAAUCUACGCAGUUGCUGUUCUUUGGGUACCAGUGGUCCAUGCCGUGAUGGUACUAACGCCCAGCGUCACGGAAACCACGCGAGAUCUGGGCGAGAACAUCCUCAUCAUCUGUGAGACGGAGACGCCAGACAGUCCGCACUGGUUCGGACCUGACGGGACUCAGAUCCCCUCGGACGCGGAGGUCGGGCUGGCGGCGCGCGUGUUCGCGGCUGAACAGACGACGUUCUCCCGACUGUUUGUGAACCGUGCUGAGGAGGGGGACGGGGGUGUGUACACCUGCCGGACAGACACGGAGGAGGCCACUCUACAACUCAUCUUACAACUGCCCCUGCGAAUAGAGAGCGCACCGUCCCCACAGCAGACCGGACUGGGGAGUGACUACAAGAUCGUCUGCCAGGUGACGAGUCCGACCACACCCACAUUCACCUGGUAUUACCGGGGCGACGUUAUUGAUAUCGACGCGACCCCUCGUUACACCCUGGCCGCCGACGGACUGAUGAUCACCGACGUGAUGACGUCAGACGCAGGCCCGUACACGUGCGAGGCGCUGAACCCUGACACAGGGGAUAGCGACUUCCAAGACAUCGUCUUCAACGUCAUGGAUGACGCCACUCCACAAGCCUUGGACAGCCCAUCGGCGAGUCAACUGCCAAGCGUCUCACCAACUCGUACCCUUAACGUCACAUCCAGUAGGACAGCGGGUACACCCAACAUCACCACCGAGACCGGAGAAGGCACAGGAGACACCGCUAGAGACAACACCAGCGCGGUGGUGGGCGGGGGCCUGGCGGGGAUGGUUCUCCUGAUGGCCGUUAUCGUGUCGCUGUACAUCGUCUACAGGAACAACGUCAAACGGAGAGAAGGCAGAUCUAGAGGGCGCGUCAACACAGCCGACAGGGCAGAGGACGGGGGGAUGUAAACAUUGUAACGUUACCAAUGAAAAACAUGGAUGCAUAAUUCUAAGCAUAAAGUCUUGAAAUAGCAUUGUCACCCAUGAUGUACCCGUUUAUCCAAUGAGAAAGAAUUCAAGGUCGAUAUGUGAUGACGUUAUGAAACAGUACAGGGAUUGUGGUUGGGAAAGCUAAUUGAUAAAAAAACAACUAUUUUAUGUAUUCUGAAUGGAGUACAACCAGGUACUAACAUUCAGGACCUUCCCAUGACUUUCUAACCACGUUAGUACUUUUAGAUCUGUAGGAAUGAGCUACGUUGCUCUUGUUUAUUUCUCUUAGUAUACAGUAUAUAGUAUAUAAUAACAUAUGUGAGUGCACUAUGAAUUACUUUAUCUAAACUCCUUGAUUAUAGCCAAACUUCCAGACACCCAGUAAACAUCUUUAUUGACCCAAUAAAAUUACGGCGACUUUCGUAAGGUCUCCACAGCUAUACGUGCAAAUAAACAUGUGGAUACAACCUACAUUCAAACACACGAAUAAAUCAAAGUGAAUUUAACGCAUCAUUUACA